Molecule: messenger RNA, 1584 nt
Organism: Drosophila bipectinata
Lineage: Eukaryota; Metazoa; Arthropoda; Insecta; Diptera; Drosophilidae
Gene: ProRS-m
Product: prolyl-tRNA synthetase 2-like protein, mitochondrial
Biological process (GO): prolyl-tRNA aminoacylation
Cellular component (GO): mitochondrion; cytoplasm
Molecular function (GO): ATP binding; proline-tRNA ligase activity
Source: RefSeq, a predicted model, not a curated record
ACCACAGCCCUGUUAUCGAUAACAUCUCCUGCAACAUCUGUUUUCACAACCAACAGCUGAUUUUUUUGCAUUUGCCGGUGUUUAUAAAUAAAUAAUAUAUUUUAACUAUUCCCAAGUUUAUUAAGCACUAAUGUUAAUAUGAAUAAAGCCUCUCGACUCUUCUGCCCAGCUCUUAUAACACCCAAGAAUGCGGUUGUCAAACAAACAGAACAACUUUCACGCAGUCAAAAGCUACUCACAGAUUUGGGACUGAUAAAAUCAGGCAGCAAUGGCACGUAUCAAGUAAUGCCCAUAGCUCAGCGAUCGGUUGAUAAACUGAUCGACUUGGUCCAAAGCAAUAUGCAAUUGGCGGGCGGACAGAAGAUCAGUUUACCCAUUCUCACGCCCACGGCGCUUUGGAAGAAAACAGGACGCCUGGAGGGGGACAUCUCCGAGUUCUAUAUGGUCCGCGAUCGCAGCGGGAAGCAGUUUCUAAUGAGUCCAACCCAUGAAGAGGCUAUAACCGCCAUGCUGGCCACUACCUCACCCAUUUCCUACCGUCAGCUACCCCUACGUCUGUAUCAAAUAGGUCCCAAGUUCCGAGAUGAGCUUAAGUCACGUUUUGGGCUGAUGCGAGCGAAGGAAUUCUUGAUGAAAGACAUGUAUUCGUUUGAUGUCUCUGAGGAAACUGCUAGGGAAUCAUAUUCUGCUGUUAGCGAAGCCUACGAUAGGCUCUUCCAACAGCUUGAGGUUCCCUUUGUUAAGGUAAAUGCCGCCACGGGAAUGAUGGGUGGAAGCCUUUCCCAUGAAUACCAUUACGUUUCCACGGUGGGGGAGGAUUCCUUGAUGCAGUGCAGCUCAUGUGGCUUUGCAGGGAACUCAGAGGUAUUGACUACCCCGGAAAAAUGCCCAAGCUGUCAGAGUUCGAGUCUGAACGAAGUUCGUGGCGUAGAGAUAGCACACACUUUUCUACUAGGUGACAAAUAUUCCAAGCCCCUAGGAGCCACCUUCCUUAACACUUCUGGAAAGCCGCAUCCUCUAAUUAUGGGAUGUUAUGGGAUCGGUAUCACCAGGGUGAUAGCAGCCGCCCUAGAAGUACUCUCCUCCGAGCAGGAACUACAAUGGCCCAAGCUUAUAGCGCCUUUUGAUGUGUGCUUGAUUGGACCGAAACAGGGAAGCAAGGAGCAGCUGUCAGCAGAGGUGGUAGAAAACGAAUUGCUCCAUAGCGUGGGUCAGCUUUGUGGUCCUCAGGAUCUUCUUCACGACGACCGCAAGGACCUAACCAUAGGCAAGCGUCUGCUAGAGGCGAAAAGGCUUGGACAUCCCCUAACCAUCGUUGUGGGUGGCAAAGCCAUUCAACAGGAUUCACCCAAGCUGGAAGUGCAUUUUAACAGAGGCGAGAAACUGGAGUUGGAUUUGAGUGAGACACUCAAGCUAGUAGCCGAACACAGUAGGCACAAAAAGGAUCUACUCGUAGGACAUUUUAAGGAAGACGGAGCGAGAAAAAGUCAAGCAAUUGGCCAUCAGCUUUAGCUUUAUGCAAUAAAGUUAACAAUAACACAAAACUCAACACAACCGCGCAUCCUGGCUGAUUAACCCGCAAUC